UUUUAUUUUUCACUUUUAGACAUCAUGUAUUGUCCUCGGCCGACUUGCGGUUCUGCUGUGAUUCUGGAGAAGUCCAGCCCGGCAGCGAUGUGCUCUGUCUGCAGCUUUGCUUUCUGUGUAAACUGYAAAAACACGUACCAUGGAAGAAGCAAGUGCCAUGAAGAACCCGACUUGUCUACGGCGAAGAGUGAAGAUCUGCUGAUUGCUUUACCAAAGACAGAAGAUGGGAUCCAGGCACUUUUACAGGAUUAUGCUUCAGGCAGCAAGCCAAGGCGUCGCCUCCUAGAAAACAGAUACGGCCGUAAAUUGCUUGGUUAUACUGUCGAAAUGCAUUUUAGCGACAAAUGGAUAGCCACCAACACCAAACCCUGCCCUCACUGCUUCACCCCAAUACAKAAAGAUGGCGGAUGUAACCWCAUGUUUUGCACUCAAUGUAAACGGGACUUUACGUGGCAGUGACGCUGUAGACUUGACUCCGUUUCUCAAACUUUGGACCGCGGCCGCCCCCUAGUGGCCGCCCAGGUGCUGCAUGUAAACGACCGUUUGUUUACUGUGACGUCAGCUCGCAGUGCGACGCUACAGCUAGCUUAGCAUAGGGCUGAAAUAAUGGAUCAAACCGGGUCACUCAAGAAAAACUGAAGAUACCGGUGGAAAGAAAACAACGGCAGGAAWAMUGCAGAGGWGGGCAGAGAACUAAAAARCUACUAAAGCAAGAGUAGCUCUACUUCGACAUAUUUUUACUCAAGUUAACAUAAAAAGUGCUACUUUUUUCUCUGUCCAAGAAAUUAGUCAAGUAAGAAUAAAAAAGUAUUUGGUAAAAAGUACUGGGUAA
Poecilia reticulata (guppy) is the source of this 832-nucleotide messenger RNA. The record is from RefSeq and is a predicted model, not a curated record. Lineage: Eukaryota; Metazoa; Chordata; Actinopteri; Cyprinodontiformes; Poeciliidae.